AUUAAACAAAUGAUUCCAAUAACAUAAAAUAAUAAAUUGACAACUGAUGUUUAAAUAAAUUGUUCAAUUCAAACAGUUGUUAGACAUUCAUAUAAAUGGGUGAUUGCGCACUAAAUCCUUACAAAAUGGGUUCUCGAGGUUAAGGGGUAGUUACCCAAACUAUUAAUACUAAGAAAACAUAUUCAAAUACCAAGUUGAUUUAACAAUUAGCUAUUAAUUGUUAGUAAUUUGCAUCUGUUCAUACUUCAUUCAAAUGGACAAUUGUGCAUUCAAGAGUAGAUAAAAUAAUUGAGGUCAAAAAUGAGUAAACAUUGCAGAAUGAUUGCAUCAGUAUGAAUAGUCUUCUACUAUGAAAAUACUUGUGAUAAAGACAAAUUAAUGAAUAUUCAUAAAUCUAACUGAUUGCCUAAAUCGUUUAUGGACCUAUUGAAAAGGAGGCCGGAUCUACAUGAAUGGCAAGGUAACGAAAAAUUGGACCUUUUUAAGUGAAGGAGCGUUAGCAGUAAAUGACAAACUGUCCUCGGUAUACGUCGUUUCACUCGACUGAGUCUGCAGUGGAUACCCCUGACACAUUCAUUAAGGACAAAUAUUGUUUAGUAUCAGUGCAGCCGUCCGUCUCAUCACUUUCAAAGCCAUGGAGAAACAAGACGUGAUUUCAGAUUUACAUUACCUGCCUAUUAUUAUGUUUGUUUCAUUGCCAUCUAUUAUUGUCAUUACAUACAUUAUUGCUGUGGUAAAUGGCCAUGUAGAACCAGGAUUUCCUUACAUUUCGGAUGCUGCAGCUUUUCCACCAGAAAGUUGUAUUUUUGCUCAGUUUCUAAAUUUAAUUGCUGUCCUGAUGUGCAUCAUAAUUUACAUAAGAUAUGCACAAGUAAAAGAGGUAUCAAACACUUAUCAGCUAUCAGCAUUUUGGCAAAGGUUGAACAACAUUUCUUUGAUCAUUGGUAUAAUAUCAACCCUUGGAAUGUCAAUAACAGGCAAUUUUCAAGAAACGUCCAAUCUUGUUGUCCAUCUCAUUGGUGCUACUUUAUGUUUUGGUGGCGGGACUGUUUAUAUAUGGCUUCAGGCAAUAUAUUCUUAUCGAUUGAAUCCUAUUGGUUGUUCUCCAAGAUUAACUCAUUUAAGACUGGGUUUAUCAGCUUUUUGUACAGUUUGUUUUUUUGUAGUUUUUAUUGGUGCUGCUUUAGCAGCCAAGGAUUACAAUGGCAGUGAUCCAAAAACAUGGUCAAAGAAUGAUGGAGGAUGGGAAAUGCAUCUUCUGAGUACGAUAACAGAAUGGCUCUGUGCUUGUACUAUUUGUGUGUACAUUCUUAGCUUUACUAAUGAAUUUCGCGAAGUACAAUUAAGUUAUCCAAAGAUAAGUUAUAAAGCUGAUUACACAAGGAAAAUUUACGGUGUAUUUGAAGCUACGCCUGACUCAAUUAGUCCAACAAGAAGUAUUUGAUCGCGAAUGAAAGAUGCUUGUAGUUACAUGAAUGGUUCUUCUUACUCACCAAUAAAUACCCCAUAUAUUGAGAUAAAUGGGUGUGAUCAGCAUGAUUCUGAAUCUACACGAUUGUUAUUCCGAACAGAAAUGAUUGAUAACUCUGAAAGCAAUGUAGCUGUUCAUUGUAGACAUCCAGUGUAUGCCUACAAAACAUUUAAUUCUGAACAUGUAAACAAUGAACAGUUAUUAAAACAAUGUACGAAUGUUUCAGUAUAUUCAGAGUCUUCAGAAUCUUGUCAGCCUUGUUCCACAUAUUCUCCAGCUAACAGCCAUGAGAUUUAUGGUAUAUUAUCAGAAAAAAGCGAUAGAAUGUACUCAAAAAGUACAACUAUUCCAAUGGAUAAUACACUCAAUUUUGAGAUAGCAAAUAGUCACAGUAACUACGAAAUUUAUUAUAAUCGGCCAAGUAGUUUUUGUGGGCCUAUUGAUAAAGAAUAUUCAGGUGAGUGGUCAGUGGAUAGAAAUACUCCGGAAAAAUGUGAUAAAAGAAGAUUGAGAAGUUCUAGUAGUUCGUUUACAAGUGAAGAGUUUGAUUUAAGUGCUUGUGAUAUAGAGCAGUGCCUAAUGCAGAUUGAGGAGAGUCUUUUGAAUAUUGAACAAAAUCUUCGGCACGUACAGAAUCUUGAAAUUCCACAGCUCAAUAGUUUGUUAAAUAAUAGAUUUAUUGUUGAUAAAAAAAAUUACAAGAAACUACGACUUUCUCGUAGUGCAAGUGAUGACUGGCCUUUUAGUAGAAAUAUCAAGGGUAAUAAUGCAUUUAAUAACACAAGACUUUCACAUUCUGAUAAUGAUAUUAACGUAGAAAAAAGAAUUCGUUUCAACGAAGCUAAAAAUUUUGAUGUGUUUUCGUCUCGAAAAUCUUUUCUUAAAAAAUCAGAGACGUUAUUAGAAAGUAAUUUUGAAAAAUUACAAUUCCUUAAAGAAAUAGAAACAAAUAUUACUAACUGUCAUAAUAAUAACUCUCAUAAAAACAAUAAUGAUAAUAAUGAAGUUAAACAUGUAGAUACAGAAAAAAAGCCUAUAUUUAAACGUAAAAAAAAUUUUUUAGAUGAUAAACGUUGCUUUACUAGCUGUAAGAAACGUAAAACUUCAGUAAAUAAUUAUUUUUCUAAAAAUAAUGGUCCCGUUUUCAACAGAAAAACACUAACUUCACAAGGGACACUUGAAAAGUAUGCAAGAGAAUCAUUCAAAAGUCGGAAGAAAAAACGUGAAGCAUUUAAGAGAAGUAUGAAUUGUCAAACAAAUGAUUGUUUAUUUAAUAAAAUAAAUGCUAAAGCAAUUGAAUUCCGUGAAAAACUUGAAACUCUCACGAUUGAAGAUAAAUCUCAUGAAACAUGUUGGAAAGAACAAGGAGAGGUUGCCUCAACAGAUAAAACUCACGGAGAAAGAUUUUCAUUAGAUAAUAACAAUCAUAGAGAUGUUAACGUUGACAAAAAGUUAUCGGGUAAUGAUAAUCGUAAACAAAAAUAUUUUCCUAAUAAAAUGCAAUCUUCUGACAAUGCUAUUGUACCAAGAAAAUUAUUAUCAUUAUCAUUUUCAUUACUCCUAGCAGCUUUACUUCAAGCAGUAAGAUGUCUUGCAGACAUAGUUGAAGAUACUUUUCGCUCUGUCACCCUUGAUAAAUAUGCUUUACACGAAUAAGUAAAUAAGUUCACUAUUGUUAUGGGCAAUAAAUUUAAAGAAUAUUGAUAAUUUUUUAUAUUCACGAAAAAUAUAACUUGUUAUUUUGUGUACUAUCUUUGAUUAAAUUGAAAAUUUUUAUUUGAUUCAACGUUAAAUCUUAAUAAUAAAAAAUAUUUAUCAAAGUUUCUGGGUAUAAUUACUUCUAUUAAUGAUAAAGAUUAAUUAAAUCAUUUUUAAGAGUAGGGUGCUUCACUGGAAUGAAGCUGUUUAAUAGUAUAAAAUAUACAGAUUUGUAUAUUAUUCCAAGUGCCAUCAAACUUCUGUGGGCCUCAUUAAAAAUAUAAAUUAUAUUUUACACAUCAUUAUAUUUAUCUAAAUAAAUUAGCCUGAUUUAAUAAUUAUCAAAAAAUGUUUACGAUUGGAGCAAUUAAUAAAUAAUCGAUGGGUAUACAUUUCUACUGCACGGCUUCUAUGUAAACUUAAUCAAAUGUAUGUACAUCGUAUUUUGAUAACGAUACUGGAAAAAAUGCUAGUAAUUAAUAUAUUGUCCUCAAUAUUCCAAAUGUAAUUAAUCAAUCAACAAUUCCAUAAUUAUACGAAUUUAAUAUUAUGUAAUAAAGAACUUUUAAUUAAUA
Messenger RNA from Chelonus insularis, 3744 nucleotides. Its product is annotated as DNA damage-regulated autophagy modulator protein 2. The transcript has 7 exons. The coding region runs from base 635 to 1444 and encodes 269 amino acids. The record is from RefSeq and is a predicted model, not a curated record. NCBI's taxonomy places the organism in Eukaryota, Metazoa, Arthropoda, Insecta, Hymenoptera, Braconidae.